AAUUAUUUACCAUCACGGUUAUUAUCAAAUCACAUUUCAGUAUUCUUCUUUGAAAUAUUUUACUCAAUACAGAGCGUUCAACACUUAGAUGACUACUGUUUGGUCUUCACAAAGUAUAAAGAUCACCUAGUUCUCAACUAGACAUGGAAUCCAAUUUGAUUACUCAUUAUUCAUUUGAAUUAUUGUUGAUACCUACCUAUGCAAUUGUUUACUGAAUAGUGGAAAAGGAUGUAUUUACACAAACUUGAAACAAUUGUCUCGCGAAUGAAGGGAUUCGUAACUAAAUUCAGUCAUCGCUGUCUAAUCAGAAAUGUAAUCAUAGGAGUUUUCUUGCUCACAUCAUUGUACAUAUUACAUAGUUUAUUUCAUUCGCUAACCGAUUCCAGAGAUAAUAAGCACCAGUUAUCAAUUGAACGCUACGAUGAACUCAAAAGCGUAUGCGAAUAUUUCUUCAGAAAGCCUGUGAAAAAUUAUAGUCAAGCAGUUAUUGAAAGUAUUCAGGUGAAAUGGGACGUGAACUAUUCAAAUUUAUCCAAUACCGAUGUUUGUCGUGAAUUCAAGUUAUUCCAAGGACAUGUAGUUCAACCAUCGAUGGAGGAGAAAGAUUUCCCGCUAGCCUUCAGUAUAGCUGUACACGAUAACAUCAAACAGGUGUCUCGAUUACUCCGACUGAUACACAGACAACACAAUCUGUACUGUAUUCACGUUGACUCUAAGUCACAACAAUCAUUUUAUAAUGAAGUGUUAGCACUAGCCAAUUGUUUUGGUCCGAAUGUGAUGGUAGUGAAUCGAUCGGAAAGCAUUGACGUUCAAUGGGGUUAUUACUCCAUCCUCGAAGUGUUUCUCCUCUGUGCUGACAAAUUGAUGAACAAGACUGAAUACAAGUGGAAAUACAUUCUGAAUGUGAAUGGACAGGAAUUGCCACUGAGAACCAAUCGGGAGUUGGUAACAGCUUUGAAGGCAAUCAAUGGGUCGAAUGUUGUUGAAGGUCUAGGUCCACGGCAUAAUCCAUCCCGAUGGCCAGCAAAGAAUUUCACAUUCCCGAUCCUCUGGAGCAAAGGCAGUUUCUAUAUGGCAUUGAAACGAGAAUUCGUACACUUCUAUCAAACUGACCCAAGAGCGAAUGAAAUACUCGAUGCUAUGAAAGCAGAAAGACACCUGCAGAAGCAUCCGGAUGAAUUGUUCUUCCCAACGCUAACCCACGAUCCAUCACUCGGUGCACCAGCUGCUUGCAACGAAAUUCACGAAACCAAUCAUUCAGAUAGACGAAAACGAUUCGUUGCACGUUAUGUGACAUGGUCUCACGAAGGCUGUAAAAGUUCCAGAGUUCGUCGUUCCGUGUGUAUCAUAGGUGCAGGUAAUCUCCCAUACAUACCAUCACGACCGGAGUUUUUCGCCAACAAAUUUGAUGAUGAUUUUGAGCCUAUUGCUUACGACUGUACAGAGUAUUAUGUUAUGGAGAAAGUUAUACAAGAGAUGAAAAGUAAUCGGUUGGAUGCAAACUUUGAUGUCACUGUCUACUCUGACUUACACUGUUCUAGAAAUCAUACUUAGUUCCGAUGAAGAUAUAUUUUACUCUUUCAGACAGGAUUCCAACCGAUUGGCAUUUGGUGGUGAGAAGGUGUAUUUCUCCCUUUUUUCGCUCAUUUUUAUAAGUAUUUGGAAAUUUCUUACUCAACCUGUUUCCAAAAGCCUCCAUACUUCCCUAGAAAUCGAUUCAGAAUUCUAUGAAAAUUAAAACUUCAUACUCUGUAAAUAAAUUCUUUAGUUAUUUUAUGAUUUGGAAUAUCGUUGGUUGCAUUGUUACUCCUUGAUGUCCACUAACCCUUUCUCCGUAUUGAUGCAUAGUAAUGGUGAAGCAUAACAGUUCUACUCGUAACUUGUUACAUCACUUCUGUACAUGAGGUGUGAAUAUACUUCGUCUUCAUUUCUAACGGACUUCAGUUUCAGAGUGGCAGGUACAU
Molecule: messenger RNA, 1964 nt
Organism: Trichobilharzia regenti
Lineage: Eukaryota; Metazoa; Platyhelminthes; Trematoda; Strigeidida; Schistosomatidae
Source: the annotation of a GenBank genome assembly